AUGUGGCGCGGGAUUGCCGGGGCUGCCGUCCGGGCGGAGGCCCGUGUGCAGCCGGGCGGACCGCUCGGUCUUGUGGUGCGCAUCGUGGCCGGGGAUGGCCGCGGGGCCGAGGCGGGCGGCGGGUCCAUCCGUGACGUCGGCGGCACGCCCUGGCACCUCCGCCGGGGGGUCGCCGCGUCGACAGUGGGAUCAUGCCUGCUGGCCCGGUCGCACAAUCCGUCUGUGCACUUCGGUGUGCACUUCGGUGUGCACUUCGGUGUGCACUUCGGUGUGCACUUCGGUGUGCACUUCGGUGUGCGCUCGGGUGCCGCCGCCGGUGGCGGCCCCGGGGGUGUCGCGCGGAUGGCUUUGGGGCCCGGCGAUCACCGGCCAGCAUGUGUGCUGCGGCCCUUUGGCGCCAUGAUCGCCGGGCGGGUGGGCCGAUGA
Molecule: messenger RNA, 426 nt
Organism: Fonticula alba
Lineage: Eukaryota; Rotosphaerida; Fonticulaceae
Exons: 2
Coding region: 1-426 (141 amino acids)
Source: RefSeq, a predicted model, not a curated record